UGUAAACCAAAGAAUAGAUUUCGUGCAUUUGAGUAAAUUAUCCUCAAAAAAAAAAACUAAGACUCAUAGGGCAAAAUGUUGAUUUUCGAUAGUGCAAGAAGGGUGUUAUGGGAAAUACAGCAGGGGGAUGUAUCUACAAUUCUGUUAGUUUUCUUCAGUGUACUAGUGCUUGUUCGAUUACUGCAAAAAUUCAGGGAAUUCAUUUCCCUGCCACCAGGACCCUGGGGUUUGCCCAUAGUCGGUUGCUUGUACUUCCUCAAAAAGGAUCUACAUAUCCACUACAGGGACCUGGCAAAGAAAUAUGGCUCCUUGUACUCCACCAGAUUCGGCAGUCACCUAAUCGUUGUUUUGAGUGACCACAAGAUGAUAAGAGAAUUGUUCAGGAGAGAAGAGUUCACUGGAAGACCAAUCACUGAGUUCACUAAGAUUUUGGGAGGCUACGGUCUUAUCAAUACCGCUGGUAAACUGUGGAAAGACCAGAGAAAAUUCGUGCAUGAAGGCCUCCGCCACUUCGGGAUGUCUUACCUGGGAUCCAAGAAGGCCCAGAUGGAAACCAGGAUCACCAAUGAGGUCCAGGAAUUCCUCAGCGUUCUCAAGACCAAGAGAGGAGAAAAAGUCGAUUUGAACCCUUACUUCGCAGUGUCGAUUUCGAACGUCAUCUGCGAGAUUCUGAUGAGUGUGAGGUUCUCCUUCGAUGACAAGAGGUUCAGGAGGUUCAUGCAGCUCAUCGACGAAGGUUUCAAGCUGUUCGGGUCGUUGGAUAAGGCUGCAUACAUCCCAAUCAUGAGAUUCCUCCCAGGAAACUGGAAAACUUUGAACCAGAUCAAACAGAAUCGUAACGAGAUGGGUGAAUUCCUACAAGAAACCAUCGAUGAACAUAGAAGAACGUUCAAGAACGAUCAAAUUAGGGAUAUCCUCGACACUUAUCUGUUGGAAAUCGAAAGAGCUCAAGAGCAAGGCACCGGUCACUGUUUGUUCGAAGGAAAAGACCACGAUCGCCAAGUGCAGCAGAUUUUGGGAGAUCUCUUCACGGCCGGUAUGGAAACCAUCAAGAGUUCUCUGCAAUGGGCUGUUCUCUUCAUGCUUCACCAUCCGGACCUCAUGAAAGCCGUCAAGGAAGAAUUAGACGAGGUGGUUGGCAGAGAUCGCCUUCCUCGAUUGGAAGACAUGCCCUACUUGCCAGUAACAGAAUCCACCAUCCUAGAGGUCCUGAGAAGAUCGAGCAUAGUACCAUUGGGGACUGCACACGCACCCACAAGGGAUAUCAAACUGAACGGCUUCCACCUACCAAAACACGUCCAAGUGAUCCCAUUGCUCCACGCUGUCCACAUGGACCCCAACCUAUGGGAUGACCCAGAGAGAUUCAACCCUUCUAGGUUCAUCAACGCGGAAGGAAAAGUCGUGAGACCAGAAUUUUUCCUACCCUUCGGAGUGGGAAGAAGGGUGUGUCUAGGAGAGAUUUUGGCAAGGAUGGAGCUGUUCCUGUUCUUCUCCAACUUCAUGCAUACCUUCGACGUAUCCACCCCAGCGGAUGAAACCCUUCCCAGCUUGACCGGCAUCGCUGGCGUUACCAUAAGUCCAAACCAGUACAAUGUGAUGUUAGAGCCAAGGCCAAACGGUUGGGACAAACCGUCCACUAGCAUAAGAUCAACUGGAAGUCACUAACUCUUGUCAAAAGCAUAUUGCUGUUGCGCACGGGUCACAAACAAAGUACAAUUGUAUAGUAUUUAGAUUAAGUAAGUAUUUAUCGCAUGAUAUAUGUGUCAAUCCAUACCAAUCAAGCAACCAGACGAGGUAUAAAACAGAAAAGCGUUGUUACACAUCAUCACAAUAUUUGCGGAGUUUGUUCGUCUAUGUAUCUUGUAUACCUGCAUUUCUCAAGUCUUCUGUGAAGACGAUGUCUUUAACUUUUCAAUUUAGAGCGGUUUAUCCAUUUCCAUAAUGGCAGGGACAUUAGCUGUCAUAAUAAAAAUGGUACCAAAUCAUAGAAAGUGGCUGUUGCCUCAAAAAAUUGAGUGGAAUGUUAGCUCCUUUCUAUGCUUCAUCACUUUGAAUAGAAAAGGAAGAUAACCAAACUCAACACUGCCAUUCAAUUCCAGUUGUAUUCAAUGUUCCUGAAUUCCUCAUCAAAUUGAUGAGGAAAUUAUGAUUCCAUUUUAUCGCAGCUAUUAGAUACUUAGCAACUUCGCAAUAAUACAGGACCACUACUAUGUGAUGUUACCUCAACCAUUCGUAGUGGUUCUGAGUUUUAGUUUUAGGCGUAGUACUUAUGGUACUUACAUUUUAUUUAAUUGCAUUCCAUUAAACAGAUCUCUUCUGAUUUGAAUAAGGCUGUGUAAAAAGUGUUCAAUUAUCCAGCCAAUUUAAAACAAAUGUUUCACCAUAGUUUUAAGUGUACUAGUCAAUCGUCACUCUGAUUUUAUCAUAGUGAAUUCGUCGUUUGUGUUCUGAAUUCCUGAAAUUUGAAAAUUAUAAUGUUUCAAUAUUGUUUACCUGUUUUGUUACCAUCAGAUUUCCACAAUGGAGCUUUGUGUUCGAUUCAGCAUGUUUAUUCAAUCUAUUCGAUGUUGAUUCACUCCCAUUUUCACACUCGUAUUAAUAUGUAUAUAUGUAAUUUUAUGUACCAAUUAAGUGUGUUCAUUUAAACUUUUGCCUUUUAAGUUAUUUGUUAUUUAAAAUAAAAAUGAAUAAUUCAGUGAAAA
This is a messenger RNA of Coccinella septempunctata (seven-spotted ladybird), 2702 nucleotides long. It is a transcript of the gene Cyp18a1, whose product is annotated as cytochrome P450 18a1. The transcript has 5 exons. The record is from RefSeq and is a predicted model, not a curated record. Gene Ontology annotation, cellular component: cytoplasm; intracellular membrane-bounded organelle. The coding region runs from base 76 to 1665 and encodes 529 amino acids. Lineage: Eukaryota; Metazoa; Arthropoda; Insecta; Coleoptera; Coccinellidae. Gene Ontology annotation, biological process: xenobiotic metabolic process. Gene Ontology annotation, molecular function: heme binding; iron ion binding; oxidoreductase activity, acting on paired donors, with incorporation or reduction of molecular oxygen, reduced flavin or flavoprotein as one donor, and incorporation of one atom of oxygen.